UUGGAUCAUUUGUUGAAAACCAUCAAAAGGGGGGUUGAAAGAAAACAGUCAUCUGCAUAAUUUGUUUUACAGUUUUCCCCUUUUACCUUUUUCCCUGGGAGAGACGGACUUCUAAGUGCAUCAUUAUGUUGAACAAUAUGGAUUUGAAUGCGAAAGAUUCUUUUUACCCUCAGUUUGAGAAUUGCAGCAGUUCUUCCCUGGGAAUGGAAAACAGCGUGCGGAAGGACAACCAGGAGGUGUACGUCGAUGCAGAGCGGGGGGUACCUGCCCAGUUCGGCCACGAAGGAGCCCCUGCAACCCUCAAAACCGAAGCUUCCAACUCGGAAUUUGCUUUUAACCCAUGCGAGUGCCCAAAAGACACCUACACCCCCUCCUCGCUCGCCUACUCUGGCAGUUUCUAUGUUGAGGCAUCUCAGGGAGCGCCGUGCAGCACCGAAACACUUCUCAAUAUGAUCACUGAGAUCGUGGGCAUAUCUACACUGCCACUUUCAGAAGUGCAACAGAGCGGCAGCAGUCGAGGAACUUAUCCAUCGCCUGCGCCGAUGGACAGCAGCAAUGGCAAUUUUGGAGACCCCGGCGUCAAAAGGCAAUCCUACACCUGCUCCGGACCUUCCCCCCCUGUAUACUCUCCAGACGAGACGUGCCCGAGGUAUGCUGAUGAUCAGGCUGGCAGCCAGGCCCAAGACCCGUCCACUUCCCAGCUAAGCUUCGGCUCUUCCCGAGCCCCGAACCAGAAGAAGGGUGAACCAAAGUCAGAGGCCGCUUCCUUCCCUGUUGUGGUCAAGAAUGAGUUUGAAAGCAGCUGCUAUGAGUGGGGGGCAUUUAAUAAAUCUGACUGUUUGGAGUCGAGUUUCCAGACAGAAACCUUCCCCAUGUCAAGCGAUUUCCCCCCUGACCAGCAAAUGGAUGUUAAGGAACUUUUAGACACGUUUCCCCCAAUCUGUCCCAACCCAGAGAUGGAGUUUAAAGUGGAGGGAGGUAUCAAACAGGAACCGUGUUUCUCUGACACUUGUUCUCAGAGCUACUCCAGCCCCCUGUACAAUAAUUACCUCCCACCACCUCCGAUGGGCCUCUCCUCUAACCUGAAACCCUUCCCCGAACCUCCACAGUCAUCCAAUCAGUGUGAUUCUUUAUACACGUCACCAGCUUUACCGAGCACCAUAGACUCCAUCCUGUACUCUUCCUUGUUGCCAGAUUCUUUUGCCCAAAGUUACACCACCCGUGCGACGAAGCCCCCAAGGGCCAGAAAGAGCCCCGCCGCCUCUCACGGCCCAGCCAAAGAGAAACCCUUCGCCUGCCCCAUGGAGAGCUGCGACCGGCGUUUCUCUCGCUCGGAUGAGCUCAACCGGCACAUCCGCAUCCACACGGGCCACAAACCUUUCCAGUGCCGCAUCUGUUUGCGCAGUUUCAGCCGUAGCGAUCACCUUACCACCCACACCAGGACUCACACCGGGGAGAAGCCGUUUUCCUGCGAUGUCUGCGGCAAACGGUUCGCCCGGAGCGACGAGAGGAAACGGCACGGACGCGUACACCUGAAACAGAAGGAGAAAAUGGAAAUAAAGCCACAGGUGACCACCGGCGCAUGGCCAUUCACUCUUCCCGAGGGAAUUUGAAGGCAAGGCUUUGCCCACAAAUACAAUAUUAGGAUCUUUCCGUCUUGGAAGAUAAGCCAGCUGACUACAAGUUGAUGUCUGAGUUGGGUUGACUGUAAGCCAAUGCCUGACGCAAGAGGUUUUGCGAAUAUUACAAUUUUUAGGAGCAGAAAGGGAUAAAGAGGUCUGCUUCGGCCUUAUUGCCUGCUGCUGAUGCUGCUGACUUUAUGCAAAGAUGCAUAAGUUGUAAAAGUCGGUAAACAGAUCAACAGUGACUUGUUGCUGUUACUGUCAGUAGAGCCAAACCUCUCUGCUGCGGCAUUGCAUGACUGCUGUUCAGCACCUCUUCAUCUGGACAGCUCCAACCUCCAUCGCCUCCAAGCCUGGAUGGAUUGCACUUACAGAUUAUUAAUAUCUCCAUUUAAGAUUCUUAUUUUCUGCUUUUAGCAUUCUUAGAGCAAUGGUUUGGACUAUGUUUCUUAAAAUGCAUGUUUAUGUCAGUGUUUCUUUCCUUUAACUGGAAUAUCAACCACUGUCAAGGUACUCCUUCACUCCAUAGUGAGGGUUAUUGACAUGAAUGUAGGCUAACACAUUUAUGGCUUUGACCAUAAAUGUGUCCAUCUUUGAUCAAAUUUAGUGUUUGUUUAACUUCUUAUCAUUUGGUUGUCAGUGUU
Micropterus dolomieu (smallmouth bass) is the source of this 2266-nucleotide messenger RNA. RefSeq names its product early growth response protein 1-B. Gene Ontology annotation, biological process: regulation of transcription by RNA polymerase II. The record is from RefSeq and is a predicted model, not a curated record. Lineage: Eukaryota; Metazoa; Chordata; Actinopteri; Centrarchiformes; Centrarchidae. Gene Ontology annotation, molecular function: DNA-binding transcription factor activity, RNA polymerase II-specific; RNA polymerase II cis-regulatory region sequence-specific DNA binding. The coding region runs from base 126 to 1613 and encodes 495 amino acids. The transcript has 2 exons.